CGCUCAUUUUCCUGAUUAUUUUAUUUACAUUGGGCGUUUUGGUUUCUAUAAAAUCAGCUCCCAUUUCUUCCCAAAACCUCUCCUCCUCCAUUUCCUCUCUGUAAUCUCUCUGUUUCUCCUCUGUUUUUUUCCCCAGAAAACUUGCAGGUGUUUUUUAAUGUUUCCAUUCUUGUUCUUUCAUGCUUUGUAUUCAUGUCUCCUGUAGUCAGUGAGAUCCUUCUCUCUGGUUACAUUAUCAACUCCACUCUCCGCCGCCGCACCCAUCUCGUUCAGUCUUUCUCUGUUGUAUUCCUCUACUGGUUCUACGUCUUCUCAUGAACUAGCCUCCCAUUUCCCUCUUUCAAUCUCCUAAAUUUUCCACUAGUCGAACGAAAUUACCAUCUGGGUUCUUUAAUUCGUGCCAUUUCAAGCAAGACCCAUAUCGAAUUUCCAUCCCCUUUAUCCAAAAGAAGAGACUACCUACCUUCUCUGUUUAAAACACGACCGGAUUCAAUGGCGUCUCCGGUAGGAAGUUCAUCAGGAUCUCCGAGCUUCGACGAAGAUCUGCGACUAAUCGUGGAUCAGAGGAAGAGGAAGAGAAUGAUAUCGAAUCGAGAAUCGGCUCGCCGAUCUAGGAUGCGAAAACAGAAGCAGGUCGACGAUCUGACGGCUCAGGUGGGCCAAAUCAAAACAGAGAAUGAGCAAAUCGCCGUCAACAUCAAUUUCACCACCCAACUUUACCUGAAUCUGGAGUCGGAGAACUCGGUGCUCCGGGCACAGAUGGGGGAGCUCCACUACAGAUUGGACUCGCUGAACGAAAUCAUAAAUUUCAUAAACUCGAGUACUAGAAACCCGUAUGAUCCCGAGCAUUAUGGUGAAGUUUCUGGCAUUGAUGGGUUGGUUGAUUCUUGGGGAUUCCCCGUUCUCAACCAGCCAAUCAUGGCCGCUGGUGACAUGUUCAUGUGCUGAAUCAAAAAAAUGAAAAAAAAAAACGAACAAAAACAGGGUGGUUUCAUCAUUGUUAUCGGUACUUGGGAUUGUUUAAUAUGGAUAAUGUUCUACUUUGAAAUGUAAUGAAUGUAGCUUCAAUGAUAAUUAUAAGUUUAAUUGGAAAAAUGGGAGGCCCCAUCCGUUGUUCUUUUA
Messenger RNA from Cucurbita maxima (winter squash), 1122 nucleotides. Its product is annotated as bZIP transcription factor 44-like. The record is from RefSeq and is a predicted model, not a curated record. NCBI's taxonomy places the organism in Eukaryota, Viridiplantae, Streptophyta, Magnoliopsida, Cucurbitales, Cucurbitaceae. The transcript has a single exon. Gene Ontology annotation, molecular function: transcription cis-regulatory region binding; DNA-binding transcription factor activity. Gene Ontology annotation, biological process: positive regulation of DNA-templated transcription. Bases 493 to 948 code for a protein of 151 amino acids. Gene Ontology annotation, cellular component: nucleus.